This is a messenger RNA of Plasmodium adleri (nom. inval.), 699 nucleotides long. RefSeq names its product conserved Plasmodium protein, unknown function. The coding region runs from base 1 to 699 and encodes 232 amino acids. NCBI's taxonomy places the organism in Eukaryota, Apicomplexa, Aconoidasida, Haemosporida, Plasmodiidae. The transcript has a single exon. The record is from RefSeq and is a predicted model, not a curated record.
AUGGAGGAAUCCAUUUUAUUGAAAAAUUUUGAUAAGCUUGAUAAUGUAUGUAACAAUUUAAUAGAUAUUUUAAAAAACCUAAAAGAACUGUUGUUUCAUCUGGACCCCUUAAAUAAAUAUGAAAAAGAUAAUGACGAUACCUCUUUAUUUGCAGAUAUUAAUGAUAGUAAAAAUUAUAUAAUAAUAUUAUCAGAUAUAAUACAUAAAAAUAUUAAUAAAAUUAUGAACAUAUUAUAUGAAUUUAUAAAAACAAUACCACCAUCAUAUACAUACUACAGUUCCUUUUCUUAUAAAGAUUAUGUCAUAUUACAAGAAAUGCAAGAAAAUAAAAAUUUUAAUGAUAAAAACAAUCAAAUUAAAAAUAAAAAUAUAUACAAUAAAAAUGAUAUCGCAACUUCUAUGGAGAUACAUAAUGCAGAUAAUAAACAACCCAACACAGAACACGAACAUACAAAUAAUCAAAAUGUAAAUGAUAAUAUGUGUAAUAAUAAUGAUGUUUUAGAAAGACAUACAGAGAAUAAUAAUGAUCAUUAUAUAAAUAAUAAUAAUUAUGAUAAUCAUAUGUCUCAUUUAAUUAAUCCUCAAUAUGUAAAUGAAUACUUUUAUUAUUCAUUCUUAAUAGAUAUAGAAUAUUCCAAUUUAUUACAUAUGAAAAAAUAUGAAGAAGAAAUUAAAGAAUAUUUAACUCACAUAAAAUAA